AUGGCUGAAACUGGGGAAAAAACGGAUACAGCUUUUAGAAAUCUGGAAUCACGAUCUAAAUCAUCUGUCAUGAAAAGAAUGAUUUUUUGUUUCAAUAAAAAAUAUAAACGUGAGAAACAAAUCGAUUUAGCAACGGAAAAUUUAAUCAUCAAUAAAGAUACUGAAGUUGGUGAAAAGAAAAAUGAUACAAAUAAACAAGACACAGAAGGUGAAACAAAGAAAAAAUUAACCAUACGUGAAAGAAUUCAAAAGAUACCAAGUAGCCUUAAAGAUUUAGUUAUUGAUUCAUCCGAAAGUGGAUAUUAUUAUUGGAUUGGAAUUGUUACAAUCACAGUACUUUAUAAUGCAAUUGUUUUACCAAUGAGAUCUGCAUUCACUCAAUUUCAUGAAUUAAGUCCUAUCAUUUGGAUGGUAUUAGACUAUUGUAUUGAUUGUGUCUAUUUUAUGGAUAUUUUUGUUGGAUUACGUACAGGUUACUUAGAAGAAGGUUUAUUAGUACGUGAUAAAGAAAAAUUAAAACAAGCUUAUAUUAAACGACGACAAUUUAUUAUUGAUAUAAUGGCAAUAUUGCCAACGGAUUUAUUUUAUUUAAUACCAGGAUUAAAUCAUUAUGCUUCAUGGUUAAGAUUUAAUCGUUUAAUGAAAAUUUAUAGAUCAUUUGAAUUUGUUGAUAGAACUGAAACACGUACAAAUCGACCAAAUCUAUUUCGUAUUUCAAUGCUUACUACUUAUAUAUUAGUAUUAAUUCAUUGGAAUGCAUGUAUUUAUUUUGGAUUUAGUCGUGCUACUGGUUUAAGCUCAGAUUCAUUUGUUUAUCCACCACGUUCCAGUGAUGAUACAUCAGAUGAAUAUAAAAAUUAUACAGAACAAUGGGAUCGAUUAUUUUCUCAAUAUGUUUAUAGUUUCUAUUGGUCUACAUUAAUCUUAACAACAAUUGGAGAAACACCAAAACCUGUACGUAAUGCUGAAUAUAUAUUUAUCACUAUUGAUUUUCUUGUUGGGGUAUUAAUAUUUGCAACGGUUGUUGGUAAUGUUGGUGCAAUGAUAACAAAUAUGAAUGCAGCUAGAACAGAAUUUCAAAAUAAAAUGGAUGGUGUUAAAAGAUAUAUGGAAUUUCGUAAAGUUAACAAAGAAUUAGAACUUCGAGUAAUCAGAUGGUUUGAUUAUUUAUGGACUAAUAAACAAUCAUUAGAAGAGGAUAGUCUUAAUGCUUUACCAGAUAAAUUAAAAGCUGAAAUUGCUAUUCACGUUCAUUUUGAUACAUUAAAACGUGUUAGCAUAUUUAAAGAUUGUGAUCCUGGUCUUCUAGUGGAAUUAGUACUUAAACUUCAAUUACAAGUAUUUUCACCAGGUGAUUAUAUAUGUCGAAAAGGUGAUAUUGGCAAAGAAAUGUACAUAGUUAAACGUGGUAAAUUAAGUGUAGUAUCUGAAGAUGGUAAAACUGUAUUUGUUACACUUGGUGAAGGUUCUGUAUUCGGUGAAAUAUCUAUAUUAAAUAUAGCUGGUAAUAAAACAGGUAAUCGUAGAUCAGCAAAUGUACGAUCUGUUGGUUAUUCUGAUUUAUUCUGCCUUAGUAAAGAUGAUCUUUGGGAUGCAUUAACUGAAUAUCCAGAAACUAAAACAAUACUUAUGCAACGUGGUCAAGAUAUAUUACGUAAAGAUAAUUUAUUAGAUGAAGAUGUACUACGUAAAGCUCAAGAACAACAAGAAUCAAUUGAACAAUGUGUUCAACGUAUUGAUGGUACAGUAAAUCAAUUAACAACACGUUUAGCUAGAUUAAUUGGUGAAUUUGGUGCUAGUCAAGCAAAAUUAAAACGUCGUUUAGCUAGAUUAGAACAAGAAUAUGAUAUGAAUUCAUCAUUUUUAGUACAAGAUAAUAAUAAUAACAUUCCUAAAUAUAGAAAAUAUAGUGAACAAUUAACAAAUGAUAGGCAAUUACAAUGUAAUACACAAUUAGAAUAUAAUAGAAAAUCAAUUCAAACAAUAAAACAAGGUAGUAAAUUGAAAAUUAAUCAAAAACAACAUAAUAUAUCUAAUAGUAGUUCAACAUCAUUAUAUGAUAAACGUGAAUCAUUAAGUUCAUUAGGAUCUAAUAUAACAAAUGAAACAUUGCCUUUUGCACAAGAUGAUGAAUAG
Messenger RNA from Schistosoma guineensis, 2136 nucleotides. Lineage: Eukaryota; Metazoa; Platyhelminthes; Trematoda; Strigeidida; Schistosomatidae. The record is from the annotation of a GenBank genome assembly.